Capsella rubella is the source of this 2140-nucleotide messenger RNA. RefSeq names its product serine/arginine repetitive matrix protein 1. The coding region runs from base 332 to 2125 and encodes 597 amino acids. Lineage: Eukaryota; Viridiplantae; Streptophyta; Magnoliopsida; Brassicales; Brassicaceae. The record is from RefSeq and is a predicted model, not a curated record. Gene Ontology annotation, biological process: defense response. The transcript has a single exon.
AAAUUAACCCUUUCUCUCUCUCCUCUCUCUGCUUCUAAGGUUCAUAAAAAACAUGGAACAAAAUAAGAAACAGGAAGCAAUGGCCAAUUCAUAAUCCUCACCAUUAGGAGAUUUACCACCAAACGAAUAAUAAUCUUAAUGAUCUAUCCAAUGGAGAAUCGUUCACUCCUUAGGGGGCUAAUCAAGAAUUCGUCAUUUCAAUUCCACAGCUCUUUCAAUUCUCCUGAUUCCAUCAAAUGUGACUGAUUUGAAUUACACAUUUUUUUUUUUCUUUUACCAAAACAGAAGAAGAAUAUUACACACAUUGAUUGUGUCCACAAACAAACAAACAAUGUCGAUGUUUCCUUCUUUCCAAUUACUAGAGCUCAACAUAAUCUCUGCCCAGGAUCUAGCUCCUGUCUCACGUAAAAUGAAGACCUACGCGGUGGCUUGGGUUCACUCCGAGCGCAAACUCACCACCCGCGUAGAUUACACUGGUGGAGCAAACCCAACUUGGAACGACAAGUUCGUCUUUCGAGUUAGCGAGGAUUUCCUUUAUGCCGAUACUUCAGCUGUCGUCGUUGAAAUCUACGCCUUACACUGGUUCCGUGAUGUUCACGUUGGCACAGUCCGUGUCCUCAUCAGCAACCUAAUCCCUCCAAAUCGCCGACCUGGAUACCGAAGCAAUGAUGAGUAUCGCCGUACACCGCCUCCCGGAAUGAGAUUCGUCGCGCUUCAAGUUCGCCGACCAUCAGGUCGUCCUCAGGGAAUAUUAAACAUCGGUGUUGGAAUACUUGACGGGUCAAUGCGUAGUAUGCCGCUUUACACGAAUAUGGAUUCAUCUGCAGUUGGUUACAGAGAUUUGCUAGGAGAAGAUGAUCCACAUUUGCAGAAUUUGCAUCUUAAUAGCUUCAAAGGAAGCUCAAAGAAUCUACAAUCUCCAUCUUCAAAACAGUACCAAUCCGUAGUCUCGAGGCCACCGAUGCUCCGCCGUACAAAGAGCGAUACUAGCUCAAUGGUUGUUUCUGAUCUUCUAAGCAGAGCAGAGCGGAGCCGUGUGGCGAGCAGAAAGCCAGCCAGCGCGUUAAUGAGCAGCGAAUCAGGGACUGUACCAACCACGUCGGGACAUGAUUCGACGACGUCAGAUUCCGAUGCUACCGAUUAUGUGCCUCCUUAUCAAUCCCCAAAGAUCCCAAGUCAGAGAUACGAUUCAUACGAGCCUGACUACAUAGAUCAAUCACCAAGAGAGAGCCACAAUGUGAUGCGACCGAGAAGUGAAAGACACGAGAGAUACGAAGAGUCACCUUAUCGUUCGCACGACCGUUCACGCAAAACUCCGAGAAGAUCAACUCCGAUGAUCGAGAAACCAAGACCCCCGAAAGACUAUGACCACACCAGCAGCCGCGCUUCACCCUAUUUGUCAAGGCACGGGACACCUUUGAGAUCAAACAUUGUCGCAUCUACUCCGAUCAGAUCUAACAUGGUUGCAUCUAGUCCGAUGAGAUCCACCGGCGUCGAAUCUACUCCAAGGAGAUCUAACAUCCUCGGUUCAACUCCUUUACGAUCCAACAUCGUCGGAUCAACUCCGAUUCGAUCUAACUACAUGGCUACACCGAUGAAAUCGCCUCUGCAAUUUGGUACUCCGAUGAGAUCAAAUUUAGCAGGACGACCGAUUUUAACCGAAUCCGAAUUAGGUCCGUCGCCAUCAGAAGUAGCGCAAAAGAUGGCGAAAGAGAGAUCGCUAGCUAACGAAACAGAGAGCUCGAUUCUCAGUGAAUGGAGUUUAGACGACGAUAGUAACAUGGAAGGCCUCCGAUCGAAACUUGAACGGUGGCGAACGGAGCUUCCGCCGCUGUACGAUCUAGGAUCGAGUCAUCAAAGCAGCGAUGUAGGAAGCGGUGCGAUUGUAGUCGCAAACGCAGGUGGAGGGAAAAGCUCGAGGAAGAAAACUCCGGCGGUGAAGAAGAAGCAUAACCGUCGUCACACAGAAGGAGGAAACGGACUUUUCUCGUGUUUCAGUAACUUGUGCGGCGUGGAAUGCACAUUCGUGUGUGGAGGCGGGUCUGAUCCUGACGGGUCGAAGAAGAAAGGUGGGUCUGGGCGUUUAACCCGCCUCGGCUCUGCUGGUGAUUUAAGUUAUUUGUGAUUAUAUUAAAAUUUU